Molecule: messenger RNA, 1084 nt
Organism: Formica exsecta
Lineage: Eukaryota; Metazoa; Arthropoda; Insecta; Hymenoptera; Formicidae
Gene: mRpL16
Product: 39S ribosomal protein L16, mitochondrial
Biological process (GO): mitochondrial translation
Cellular component (GO): ribosome; mitochondrial large ribosomal subunit
Molecular function (GO): structural constituent of ribosome; rRNA binding
Source: RefSeq, a predicted model, not a curated record
ACGCAAUCACCGAAAGAUGGAAUCGCAGAGCGAAUAUUUAGUGAAAUAUGUAUACAACAGAACACUAAAUUAUUUUGAAAGAUUUGAGAAUGAAAAAAUGUUGAAAUGCAUUAAUUUACUUAUGGACUUUGUCAUAUGUGUCUCGCAGAAUAAUUGAGAUAAUUGGAAUCAAUUAUUUCUUUUUAAUUAGUCACUUUGUAUUGUGUAAUUAUAUAAACAAACGAUUAUAUAUUAUUUUAACCUAAAAAAAUGAUGCAAGCAUACAGAAAUAUAGUGCGAACUUUGCUUUCUAACUGGCAACCUACAUUGAUGACACCGGCAGCUGGUUUAAAAAUCUUUCGUCAACCUGUAAAAUUUGGCAACAUUGAAUAUCCUGAACGACGAAAACUCAGAAUAAUGGAGAAAGGAAUGCGUGCUUUUAAAAUGCAAAAACGAUUGCGAUACAUGCGUGGUCCAGAAGAGGUGCACAAUUUCCUUUUAUACAAGCAAUAUGGGAUCAUUGCAACAGGAGGAGGUAGAUUAAAACAUAAUCAUUUUGAGAUGAUCCGUUUAAAACUUGGCAGAAAAAUUAAUCAACAAACGAUGUUUGCAAUUUGGCGUGUGGAUCCACCAUGGCAACCAGUUACAAAAAAGGGACAAGGACAUCGCAUGGGUGGUGGCAAAGGUUCUAUUGACCACUAUGUUACUCCAAUUAAAGCUGGACGUGUCAUCGUAGAGCUCGGCGGUCAUUGCGAAUUUUUUGAGGUAAAAAAAAUAUUGUCCGAUAUAGCACGCAUACUGCCAUUCCAAGCCAAAGCCGUCAGUCAAGAAAUGUUGGAUAACGAAGCAGCUAAACAGGAGUGGAUGGAAAAGAACAAUCUGAAUUCUUGGACCUGGAAAUACAUGGUUCAAAAUAACAUGCUUGGCUGCUUUAAAUGGAUAUCGCCAACUGAUAAACUAUGGUUUAACAAAUACUUGUAAAUAAAAAGAAAAGAUUGUAAGAAAUUACACAUUCUUAUAUUUUCUCUUUAUGAAAUAUUUUAUAAUUUAUCUCAGUAAAAUUAGAUAAUAAAUGAUAAUAAAUAAUUAAUGAAUAAUAAAACAA